AAUUUAGACGACGGCAAAGUUAAACGCCGCGGUUCCUGAUAAUUCCGCAGAGCGCACGCGUCGCCGGCGCCAUGUUGGUUGACCGUUGAUCGGUCGGAGACGUCGGAGUCGGAGAAGCUCGGCCGGGUUUGGGAAGCUAGCAAAAUUCCGGAUUCUGGGCUUUCUUCAGUUGCUAGUGGAUAGUCGCGGAGUUUGUGAGAACGUGGUGUCGUUCACGAUGUACGCGUGUGCCAGAUAAGAGUAAAGUGCAGGCAGGGUAUAUCGCGAGGGCUGGUCGAGAGGAGGACAAAAGAACGCGAGGAAUCGCAUUAUCGUCGGCGUACGUGUCCAGAUAACCGAUCGUACGUGUCGAACGGAUCGUUAAAGAUCAGUGGCAAUGGACUCGUGCGACGUAGGUACGUAAAAAAGGAAAUCGGGAGGUCCUCGACUUCGAAACCCGUGAAAUCGAUGAAUGCGUAGACGACAGACGCACAGUGAUCCGCAUAUGUGCAUACGUGUCCAAGGAUUCCCGUAAGUUUUUCUUUUUCUCCCGGGGAUCCGUCUCCGCCUUUCUCUCCAUCUCCGUCCCACCGUCUCUUUCUCCCCCUAUCUUUCGAGCGUGCCGUGCCGUGUGUUCGUUCGUUCGUUCGUUCCUUCGUUCCUCUUCUACCUAUCCCUGCUCUCGCGUUGUUUCCCCGAGUUGUUCCUCGUGGCGUGCGCGUUCCCGAAGGCACCGUGGCCAGACCUAUCGCGACACACUGCGCUCGUCGUGUGACGCAGACGAGCGCGUCUCGGACAGCCUAGGACGCCGGGAGUACAGGUGCAGGUGCGGAUACGGGUUAGAGCGCGGGUGUGUGUGGACGUGUGCACGGGACGCUGUUACGUGGCCUGGAACAAGGUUAGUCGUGCGAAUUCGGCGACGACGACAGUUGCCGUGGAUGUUGCCGAGGAUGGACGAUAGCGCGGGUCCGCGUACGGACGGGACGACAAUGGCCAGCAGCAGCGAGAGUAACGACGAGGAAUCGAAGCCUGCCCAGCAACCGAGUACAGACGACGCGACGACUUCCACGUAUUCCACGAUACAGUCGGACCAGCCAGCCGAAUAUUGCGGUCAGCAGGAGUCGACGAGGGCCGGUUCGACCUCGCCGCUCCCUGCGGCCACCAGCGCCUCCUCUUCCUCGUCCUCCUCAUCCUUCUCCUCUUCUAGCUCUUCUUCUUCUUCUUCCUCGUCACCUUUGUCUUCGUCCUCGACAACGUCUUCGCCGUUGUCAUCCUCUGCCUCCACGCCACUGCCGCCGCCACAGCCGGGGUGUGGCUGCGACGCCGCCACCGUCCUCGAACCAGACGAAAUUACCAUCAGCAUUACGCCGACCACCGGUGGACAGUUCGACCUUACCGUUGACCGCGCCGACACCGUCGAGAAUCUCAAGAAGAUCAUCUCGAAGAGGCUGAAGGUUGCCAAGGAGCGCAUUUGUUUGUUACAUCGCGAAAGGCAAUUACGCGACGGCACGCUCGAGGAGAAUCGUUUGCAGGAUGGUAGCCGACUCACUUUGCUGCCGAGCGUGGAAACUGGCCUAUUGGGGCAGCGACCGGAGCAGAGCGUGAUGCAAGCGCUGGAGAGCUUGAACGACUCCCAAGUGAACGAUUUCCUCUCCGGCAAAGCUCCGUUGAACCUUACCAUGCGACUGGGGGAUCACAUGAUGCUGAUCCAGCUGCAGUUGUCCACGGUCACUCCGGCCUCGCCUACGACCAAUCAGUCCAGCAGCGCUACGUCCGGUUUGACCAUUGGGAAUAGCGCGAACGGAUCGAACUUGUCCACCAGCCACGUGUCCACUUCCCUGCAGAGCAGACGGUCGACCGUCCUCGCUGCUCGAUCGGGCAGCGGCGCGUCCGCCAAGUUGCAGAACGGGAACGCGGCCUCGAGGUCUUCCUCGUUGAUAAGCAGAAUGGCGUCGGCGUUGCACGCGGUCGCCAGUUGCAGCACCAGCCUCUCGACGGCCACCACCACGACGAGUCCCGUUUGUUCCAGCCGCGCGUCGCCAACCUCCUCGUCCGUCUCGCCCUCGUCCUCGUACUCGCCGAUCAGUCCGCCGCAUUCGUCCUUCUGCUCCAGCCAGUCCGCACGAAGCGGCAGCAAUCACGGCUCGGUGUCGCCUAACGGAAACUCGUCGAACGCCUGCCAGUCUCGCCUUCUGUACCAUCAUCAUCACCAUCAUCACCACAGUCACCACCAUCACCACCAUCACCACCAUCAUCAUCAUCACUCGAGGAACAAACCUACCGGCUCGUCCAACACGGCUUGCUGUCGCCAAUCUUUGUCUACCGUGGAUCACAUACAACAGUCUACCUCCACCGGGCACGGGUGUACGGACACCGCGAUAUCCUACGACGCGAUCCCGCUGAGGAAGAAGCUCUGCACCGCGCAUCAUCACGGCCAGCAAUCCACGAACAGCGCGGACUCCACGUCUAGGAGUAGCAACGCGGACGGAGACGCGAGUCCUCAGAGCCCGGCUCUUCCCGAGCAGAACACGAAGGCCGCGACUCUGGACACCAGGGCGCUCGCCGAGGCAUCUCGUAACUUGACGCAAAAACUAAAGCAACUCUCCUCUGAGGUACUCACCUCACGGGUCGACCUCGCAGAGGAGAACGCGAGACGCAGACAGGGUGCAAUAAUAGAGAGUAUGCAUCACCACGGAAAGGGUGUGUACUCCGGUACGUUCAGCGGGACCCUGAAUCCGGCGCUUCAGGAUAGACACGGCCGUCCCAAGCGAGAUAUAAGCACUAUAAUUCACAUUCUGAACGAUCUGCUGUGCGCCACUCCGGCCGCAACCGCGAGCCAUUACAGGCAUCAUCACAGGCAUUCUAACGGCCGCCAGCAGUCCUCCGCAUCUCCGUCCUCGUCCGGAGCGACGACCAUCGUCAACGGUGCCUCGACGUCCAUCGCUUGCCACGAUUCAUCCGGCGCUGGAUAUUGUACCGAAGAAUUAUCGAAGGAGAACGAAGCGACGAAGGGAAAGAUGAGACGGCUGCGUUUGGUAAUGGAACAGAGACGCGCGAAGAGAAAAGCUCGAAGACAGGGCGCGGCACCGUACACCACGCAAUGGGCGGCGGUCACCCCGGAUCCGGACCCAAACCACGACCCAAACACGCCGACCGCUGCGACCGCAAACUCGACGGAACCUCAGAAUGAGCCAGAACUGCAGCCCUGCAGUCCCGAACCGGUCGUAGCUUGAACGCGUUGAUUCGUUCAACGCGGAGGCGAGUAGUCGUUUAAAUGGCAAUGUGUUUCUUUCUUUUUCGUUUUAACUAGCGCACUGAUUUAUUUCGUGAUCGCUUAUGAAGCUCGUAUAUCGGGAGAAGUUUCGAGCCGUGUCUCUGGAAGAUAUCCGAAAUGGCAGUUGAAUAGACGGUAAAAUAUCGUGAGCACAAACGGUAGCCACAGUUAAACGCUGGCUCCGUUUCGUUGGUAAUCAGUGAUUCUUAUUCUUGUUUUCCGACUCGACUCGACGUUUGAAUCUGUCGUACAUUUACGUUGGUCCGCGACGGAUUCUUUUACGGAGCAGAAAUUAUUCUUCGUAUCCCGGGUUAAUAAGAGUCGCUGUUCUAUACGCAUAAUUUUCUCAGUAUUGAUACGCGUACAUCAAGUCCAAGCAAUUGCUUUCGGAAUGUUUCGGAACGUUGGCGAAACUCGAAGGAAUUUAGCAAUAUCGCAUAAUGGAAUGGCGUGCAAUGUUAGGGCACGGUAAUAGGAAUUAUUUAAAUAGGAGUUUUUCACGGGGAAAUACGUAUACGUUUUCGCUGGAAAGUAACGCUGUAUUCGAUAGAGGAGACAAAAAUUCUAAUCUACAAUUAAUUGAGUCUCGCAUGCGAGAAGGAUGAAGGCACAGUGUUUUGGCUAUAUUACUCAGGACUAUCGGAUCGUAGCUGACAAUAAUUAUUGCAUUCGACGAAAUAAAUCGGUGUGAAACCAUCACGUUCGGAGCAGUAAGAAAUCGACCAACUAACCGGAAGCGAAACAAUUCCCGAGAGGAUAGGUGGAAUACAGGAUCCACGGGGAAAUGGAGGUCGUCGCCUUGAUUAUUGACUAACGAUCGAAAGGACUAAAGAAGUGAAUAAAGAAGCGACUCCUCUGUGUCUGUACGACCUCGCCUGCCGUGGAUAGACUCGCGAAAAUUCGUAGAACGCGCGGAGUUGUUUCUUUGUCGUUGCGACACCCUCGAUUCGCGUCGGUGUCGGCGUACAUUCAGUAGACACGAGUAGAUAAUUUUGAACUCACACGCGCCCGUGAAUCGUGCAGGGAAGAAACUUACGAAAAGCAAUGUUUACAAAGCUGUUUAAUCACGACGAAAGGUGAGGGGACUUCGGAACUCGUUGCAACGUAGAGGAUGACAGUACAUUUUCUUAGUACCUCUCGACGAAGUAUAUCUUUACGUCUGGCAACGGUCUGAUCGAUCCGCGUCGAAGUCUACACGCAAGAAGUGCACUUUCCGAUGUCACCAAUUCAUCGUGCUCGUCGGACGAAAGAUCGUUUUCAAAGGAGCAAAACACCAUUCUCAGUUUCUGUUCUUGGAUGGUGACGUCGAUUCCUCGCGCUUCAACGUCUUAAUAGAGAGAUCGAUCGGUUCACGUUUCAACGUAAUCUCAUAUCAGCUCAGAUGGAAAGAGGAAUACACAGACUGGAUUUUUAAAACUCGAGACCUUCUCGAUCGCUCUGUGUCCAAGAGUUCGUUGUAAGCACCACGUCGUCGUCGUCGUCGUCGUCGUUUCGGCGAGGAGCGAAGAAGACAAAGGCAAAUUUGAAGCACGUGAAUAAAUGGUCCUAUAGUUAGAAUUAGAUAAUCCUAUUGCAUGGCUCACACGACGCCAUUACUUCAUUUAAGUUUGACUAGGUACUAAAUAAUCUAAUCUAAUAAAAAAUAGCGUAUUGCGUUUAGGUUUACUUAGGAGGAGCAAAAAAUAUUACUACUAUUAUUAUAUUAUUAUCAUUACUACCGCUACAGUUUUGCAAACUGGCUCAAUAUUGUAACAUAUGAUUAUCGAAUUUUAUCGAGUACCAAAAUAAAUAAGAUUGCUUGCUAAGCUAAGGAAAAAAAAAGAAAAAAAACGAAGUCCGUCUUUAAGUCGACUGUAACAUCAUCUGUUGAGUGUUUGUUAAUUAUUAUUGUUAUCGCUGUUUAUUGCCUCUGUAAAGAAGGAAAAGGAAAGAAUCGGCGAUGCUGUUUCGUCCUACGUUUAUUAUUGAUGAGGAUUAAUUAUUAUAAUUUUCGAGUUAAGACAGAACGUGUUUCUUCUCUUGUUUUUUAACGAUUCAUUUCGUUUAGUUCGUAAGAAUAAUAAGUACACGCGUCCACGCAUGAACACAUACCCAGACACGCGCCCACACAUACACACACACACGCGCGCGCGCGCGCGCGUGUGAAAUAUGAUUUAAGGAACCAGUGAAAAAGAAAGAAAUAUGAAAUUUGAUUAAAGUUAUUCAUUUAUA
This is a messenger RNA of Ceratina calcarata, 5464 nucleotides long. RefSeq names its product midnolin homolog. Lineage: Eukaryota; Metazoa; Arthropoda; Insecta; Hymenoptera; Apidae. The transcript has 5 exons. Bases 918 to 3212 code for a protein of 764 amino acids. Gene Ontology annotation, cellular component: nucleus. The record is from RefSeq and is a predicted model, not a curated record. Gene Ontology annotation, molecular function: protein binding.